Molecule: messenger RNA, 1926 nt
Organism: Cuscuta campestris
Lineage: Eukaryota; Viridiplantae; Streptophyta; Magnoliopsida; Solanales; Convolvulaceae
Source: the annotation of a GenBank genome assembly
AUAUAUUGCAUUGAAAAAAUUCAGAAUCGUCAAAAAUUUCACUCAACCCCGAGUUAAAAUACUAGUAUAAUUCAAAAAAUCAAUAAAAAAUUGUUCAUUUUUCUACUCCGUAUGUCACAAGUAACGUUAGAUAUUUUUUUUUCAUAUUUGUCUUCAUUUUUCUCUCUUUAUUUUCUGAACCUUUUGCCGUGUAUCUCCGAGGCCUCAAACUCUCAUAGCAAUGAAACACUCGGCGGCAGCUGAUCUGGUUGAUUUCUUGAAUGCUUCUCCGACGGCCUUUCAUGCCGUCGAGGAAUCAAAGAAGAAGUUGAAGAGUGCAGGAUAUCAUCAAAUCUCCGAGAGAGAAGACUGGGAGUUGGAAGCCGGCCACAAGUAUUUCUUCACAAGGAAUCACUCUACCAUCGUUGCCUUCGCCAUUGGCCAAAAAUAUGUUUCUGGAAAUGGAUUUUAUAUUCUUGGAGCUCACACGGAUAGUCCCUGCCUGAAAUUGAAGCCGGUUACAAAGGUAUCUAAAGGUGGCUAUCUAGAAGUUGGUGUACAAACAUAUGGAGGUGGUCUGUGGCACACGUGGUUCGAUCGUGAUUUAUCCGUUGCAGGCAGAAUAAUUGUAAGAGAAAGGAAAGAGGGAUCAGAGGCAUAUGAACACCGUCUUGUUAGAAUCCAGAAGCCUAUAAUGAGGAUUCCAACUUUGGCAAUACACUUGGAUAGGGGAGUUAAUGAUGGAUUUAAAGUUAACACACAGAAUCAUCUUCUUCCAAUUCUGGCAACAUGUGUUAAGGCAGAACUGAAUAAAUGUGGCGGAGAUUCAGUUGAUAGUGGGGAUUCAAGUGAUCAGAAGUCCCGUGGAAAGGAAAAUGCUAGUGCUGAAAAACAUCAUUCCCUUCUUCUGCAGCUUCUAGCAACUGAGACUGGCUGUGAACCUGGUGAUAUAUGUGACUUUGAGCUGCAAGCGUAUGACACUCAACCAAGUAUUAUUGGUGGUGCUAUGAAGGAAUUUGUGUUUUCUGGAAGACUUGACAAUCUUUGCAUGUCAUUUUGCUCUCUAAAGGCAUUGAUAGAUGCAACCUCCUCUGAGAACAGUCUACAGGAUGAAACUGGUGUAAGAAUGGUGGCCUUGUUUGAUCAUGAAGAGGUUGGGUCCAAUUCAGCACAAGGAGCUGGAUCCCCUGUAAUGUUAGAUUCCCUCUCUCGAAUUACAAGCACAUUUGACCCUGACCCAAAGUUAAUCACAAAAGCAAUCCAGAGGAGUUUGUUAGUCUCUGCUGACAUGGCACAUGCUUUGCAUCCCAAUUAUAUGGACAAGCAUGAAGAUAACCAUCGGCCAAAAAUGCACAGCGGGCUUGUGAUCAAACACAAUGCAAAUCAGCGGUAUGCAACCAAUGCCAUCACUUCAUUCAUAUUCAGGGAGAUAGCUUCCAAACACAACCUUCCUAUUCAGGAUUUUGUGGUUCGCAAUGACGUGCCAUGCGGUUCAACCAUCGGGCCCAUAUUGGCAAGCGGGGUCGGGAUUCGAACAGUGGAUGUCGGGGCCCCUCAGCUGUCGAUGCACAGUAUCAGGGAGGUGUGUGGAGUGGAUGAUGUGCAACAUUCAUACCAGCACUUCAAGGCAUUUCUCCAAGAAGCAUCCCUUCUUGAUGCUAAAAUCAAAGUGGACAUGUAGUGUUUAGGCUGAUAUUAGCUACUGAUCAUCAUAAUCAAGAAACUAAGUAUUGCAGACUUAUGGCACUCCCAUUUAGUUUUUCUGUCCCAUUUUCCUUUUCUAUUCUGUUCCAUAGCUUUGACAAAAAGAAAAAGAAAGCAUGCUUUUCUUUUUAAUGAAGAUUAUCCACCUUUUAGAGGGUAAACAUAUCAUAUUAUCAAUUGGUUGUACUUUCUUGCGUUACUGUUUCUUUUUAAUUGGUGUGGUUUAUGGCUUAGGUUGCUUUC